ACUGCAUACUAUCACUAAAAAUCCAAUCCCAAAUUAUUAAUAAUCAAAUGCUCUAUUAUUAUUGCUAUGAUUGUUGCCGCUUAUUUUGAACACAAUCAAAUCAAACUGCACAACGUUAAAUAGGUAGAAAUAAAAAAAAAGUGUUCUCAUUACUUUCUUCAAUAUGUAACAAUAAUUUACAUGAACCCUUUACAUAUUUGACGCAAUUAAAAUCAACUCUAUGGUGUACAGUGCAGUGUGCAACUUUAGGACAACAUCGAUAAAAUAUAUAAUACUUCCUUUGUGUAAUAUUUUGUAUUUUCUGAUCUAUUUGCAUAUAUAGAAAAAAGUUAACUAAAUACUAAUGAUAAUGUUUGGCUUAGCGUUCAGAGAUGAAUGUGUGCCUGUUGUGCUCAGACUGUUAACCUGCUGCUGCUGCUGAAAGUCGACUGUCGCAGAGUUUUUGACGGAAAACUGACGGGACCAACAGGAAAAGUCAGGAACCAACUUCGCUAACCGUCAGGUUUCGGGGCUUGGCGAUGGGGGACAUGAAGACCCCUGAUUUUGAUGACUUGCUUGCAGCUUUCGACAUCCCUGACAUUGACGCACAAGAGGCCAUUCAGUCAAACCCAGCCGAGCAGCGGGAUGGAGGGGCUACUAGUGCACCUGGGGGAAGCAAGAGUGGGACUUCUUCGUGCUUCCCCAGCUCUGAGCCGCCUGUGGUCAGCGUCAUAGUGAAGAACACGGUUCGGUCUGAGUCUCUGGAGGAGGAAGACAGGUCUGCAAGGGAUAAAGCUGAUAAUCCACCGGGCAGUGCCUUAACCUCUCAGGUUCCAGUCAAGUUAGAGGAUUUCACUUCAGAGUUGGAGCCCAAACUGCCUGCCAGCGCUGCCAUGGAGCCUCAGAUUACCAAUGGCUUUGAGGAAGCUCAAGCCAUCAAUCAGGGACAGGCCAGCGCACAACCCUGGUCCGAGCCUCCUCCUUUCAGCUCCCCGCUGAGUGAUAAUGAGGGCGAUGAAGGAGCCGGACCCGGCUCUGAUGUUAUUAACAGUUUGUCGCCCCUUCUGUACCCAGAGUCUUCAACACCAGCUGGUACCACCCGAUCACCUCCUCGCUCCCCACCUUCGUUAAUCCCUUGCUCGCCUCUGCAAGAAAAACAUGCUAAUCCUUUGUCGCCUCCUUUGCAACAAAACGGAAGCAUGACAGAUGAAACCAAAUGUGAUGCGGACACAGAUGAAGACGAGUCCGAUCCGGACUUCGGAAGCCCGCUGGUGAUUCAGGAGAGCCCAGAAUCGAUGAUGUUCUCCCCUCCAAAACGCAGACGCCGAGAAAAACUCCUUUCGGAUCGUCCUCUGGCGUAUCAGGACACAUCUUCUGUUUUUCCGCAGCCUCCCAGUCUUUCUGCUAAACCUAAAUCCCCAAAAGAGGAAGAGGAACAGCCUUUGAAACCUAGCUCUUCCUCCACAGCUCCACAGCCCCAGGCCCUCUCUGCCGUCGACACAAACUCAGCGGCACUGAAGGAGGAGAAAUACCCAGAGCAUGUGAUCGAUGAGAGGGACUCGCCCGAGAGCCCGCCACCCAGUGAGACCGGGCUUCUGUUCAACAGGAACAGCAGCUCUGAUUUUGGUUCGACACCAGGCCCAGAUCCGAAUAAGGAGAAACUCCUGGAAAAAGAUCCGCCUGCUGAAGCUGAGCAGCGAGAGGAGGACAGAUCUCAGGGAACUGAAGAUCUGGGUGAAAAGACGGCAGCAGAUGGAGAAAAAUCAAACGAGAAUUGCCAUGCUGGUAGCGAGCACACAGAGACGCCAUCCUCCCCACCCAGACCUCUCAAAGUAAAAAUUAAAAUGCCAACGGGCAGCAUCACAAGAACCGUGACUAAUCUGGCUCCUAAACGAAUCGCAAAAGCCUCCACGAAAGACGCCGAGAGCUCAAAACCGUCUCCAGAAGGCCAAAAGUUCAAAAAGGAGCUGCAACAGCAGUCGGACUUGACUACAGCGGCAACAGCAGAAAGCGUCAUUACAGUGAAGGAGAAAAAGCCCAGAGUGUCCCCUACAGCGGUCAGCAUCACUAAGACUGCAACACUGCCGUCUGUCUCUUCCUCCUCCUCCUCCUCUUCCUCCUCCUCCAGGGCCAACCCAGGUGCAAUCAACCUCCGCAGCCUCGGUAAGAAAACUCUCAACAGCGGGAUCGCCCUGCCGGCACCUCUGGCGCCUCAAACCAGCAGCAGGCCGGCCUCUAUAGUCAACAGCACCGGGGCGAUCAUUUCCAAGAGCCAGACCAACCUGGUGGAAGCCUUCAACAAAAUCCUCAACAACAAAAACCUUCUGCCCAGUUAUAAGCCAGACCUGAGCUCCCCAGUACCAGCAGAGUGGGGCAUUUCCCUCCCAUCACAGGGCUACCGGUGUCUGGAGUGCGGCGACGCCUUCGCCCUGGAGCACAGCUUGGCGCAGCACUACGACAGGCGCUCGCUCCGGAUCGAGGUGACGUGCAAUCACUGCGCCAAGCGGCUGGCCUUCUUCAACAAGUGCAGCUUGCUUUUGCACGCCCGAGAGCACAAAGAGAAAGGCCUGAUCAUGCAGUGCUCGCAUCUGGUCAUGAAGCCUGUACCUGUGGAGCAGAUGAUCAGCCAGCCUGAACCUGCAGCUGCGGCUGCGGCAGGGGGCCAGGUCACUCUAAAGCCGGCACAUCACGCUGCACCAUCCAAGAAAGAAACGGAUAUGUUGCUGUACACAAAUAAUAAAUGCCCUGAGUGUCAGACUCAGUUUGGCAGCAAAGAGGAGGUUUCUGACCAUUUCCAAGAGGUCAAACCAGCUAAAGGCACUUCUUGCACAGAGUGCUCUCCUCCCAUGCUCCUGCCCAACAGCUGCAGCGCCGCAGCCCAUCAGCGAAUCCACCAAGGCUCCUCGCCGCACGUCUGCCCAGAGUGCGGCGGCACCGCCAAGCAGCAGCUGCUUCAAAAACACCUGCAGGAGAGCUGCUUGCACUUUUCCCGCCGCAUCGGCUACAGAUGUUCCAGUUGCCUGGUGGUGUUUGGGGGGCUGAACUCAGUGAAGUCCCACAUCCAGCAGGCUCAUUGCGACAUGUUCCAUAAAUGCCCCAGCUGCCCCAUGGCCUUCAAAUCUGCCCCCAGCAUCCAGAACCACAUCUCAGCUCAGCAUUCAGACCUCACGGACGCAAAGGCCAUGCUGAUUUAUAAAUGCGUCAUGUGCGACACAGUUUUCACUCACAAGCCGCUGCUGUACACCCACUUCGACACUCACUUGGCCAAUCAGAAGGUGCACGUGUUCAAAUGCCCUGAAUGCACCAAGCUGUUUUCUCAGAGGAAUUCCCUGCUGGAUCAUUUCAAGACCCACCAGGCUCCCACGUUGAAGGAAGAGCUGCCUUCACCUCCAGCGGCCGUCUCACAUUUGGCUGGGAAACCCGAGAGCUCAGAGGAGGAAUGGAUGGGGAAGGAGAAAGUGAAGCCCGAAAGGAUGAAGGCGCCUACAUUGUGGAAAUGUCGCGCGUGCAACACCCAGUUCACAGAACGGGAGGAAUACAUUUCUCAUAUGGGCGAGCAGCACGGCAAGUUUCUCAAGAAGUUUCCCUGCAACAAAUGUGAGAGCUCCUUCACCACCACGUCCAGCAUGAGGCGCCACAUAAGAGACAAACACAAAGUCAUGAACCGCGGCUUCCGCUGCCAAUAUUGUUCUGAGAGUAAGAAAGCGUUCAGCAGCAGGUCGAUGUUGGAGCGGCACAUCCAGAUGAGACACAGCAUGACCAGCCCGGGUCAGGACUCGCUCUUGGGGGCCGACGAAGCCGAAAGCUCUUCGGAGCAAGACAGCGGCUCGGCGUCCCGCAGGAGACGUCGAGCUAAGACGGAGCAGGACGCAGAGGCGACGGACAGAGCGAGUCCAGCGAAGAAGGUGCGAUCGACCGCCGCGCCGUACGUCCAGCCCGAGUCCGGGUUCAGCUGCGCUCCCUGCGGCUUCACCACGGAGGACAAGCCGAGGUUCCUGGAGCACAUCAGCCAGCACAGGCGAGGCGGGACGGAGGGCGGCGGCCUGCAGUGUCUGCAGUGUGGCGCCUGCUUCACAUCCCCGUCCUCCCUGUCCCGCCACCGCUUCAUCAUCCACAAGGUGAAAGAUGCUUUCAGCGACAGCCAGCAGAGCCCCGUUGUGUCUCCGUCGCCCUCUGCUGGAAACGCCAAGAACCACGACGACAGGAGCUCCCUGAACGGCUCCGAGCCGGCUUCGCCCUCCGGUCAGCCUCUGGCUGGUCAGGGGAAGGACGACGACGGAGCGCUGGCCUGCAAGGUGUGCGGUAAACACUUUGAAAAAGCGACAGAUCUCAACACACACUUCAGAACUCACGGGAUGGCUUUUAUUAUCGCAAGAAACGCAGGGAAGACCACCUAGAAUGAGUGACGGAAAGCAAAUGGUUCGUUUUAAGAAAAUCUGUAAGUGCCUCUUUUGAAUCUGUCAUUCAUAUCCGGGCCCCUGCAUCUAUGCACUAAUUCAACCAAAGAUUGUUCAUUUGAAGCUUAUAAAACAGUUUAAUGUUUCUGACUGUUCGAGUAAAGCCUUAACCCUCUGAUUCUCAGGAUCUGCUGCUUACUCUCCGUUUCAUCAGGAUACUGAUCAGAUUUUUAACCUCCCGUUUCCCUGCUUUGACUCACUCACAUUAAUCACGUGCCUGUAGAAAACUGUGACUGUUGUAUUAACUCAAUCCUGCUGUGAUCAUGAAAGCAAUUUCACUUGACGUUUAAUAUUGCUGAUGUCAUUUUUAAGGCGACCGGGGCGAUUCAUCAAGAGGCGCGCUCUAAAAUCUUGUGCUAAGAAUCACUGAAGUGGUUUGAAUUGUGUUCAGUUUCUGAAAAUCAUUUUCUAAAACCUGUUCUGAGUUUAGUAACUUAACUGUAGAUGAUUUGUUUACAUUUUCGUGACGUAUUAAAACUGGGUUUCUGUACAUUUUCCAUUGCAAAAUUCCAGCAUGAAAGGUAUAGGUUUUUCGACAUUUUUUUUCGUCACAUUCUGGACAUUUUACAUGUUAAAUAUUUCACUUUUCUGAACUUGGCUUCUUUUUGGUACAUCACUUUUUUUCAGUGUUUUAUUCACCUCAGUUUCAAAAUAAAUGUCAGCUCUUGUCUGAAUUAUUGUACACUAAAUUUAUUCUUUGAAGCAGUCUGUAAUUUUUUUCUGUAAACAUAUUUUUUAAAAGCAUGUCAGAGCUUAAAAGCAGGUCCAGUUUCAAACCCCAGUCUCAAAAGGUCCAGGGGUCCAAACAGCAGCGACUGCAUUUAAUGAUUAUUAUUGUUUUGAAUAA
Poecilia reticulata (guppy) is the source of this 5283-nucleotide messenger RNA. RefSeq names its product zinc finger protein 687a (gene znf687a). NCBI's taxonomy places the organism in Eukaryota, Metazoa, Chordata, Actinopteri, Cyprinodontiformes, Poeciliidae. The record is from RefSeq and is a predicted model, not a curated record.